UGCAGGCAAAACACCAGUGAACAUAAAGUAAAAAUAAAUUAAAAAAGAAAGAAAGAAAGCUCUUAAUUCAUUUUGACAGUGGUUGCACAAGUGUGUCCCUGACCAGUUAAUCCCUGACUGUGGUGACUGAUGUUUUGGUGAUCGAAAACUCUCAUGUUGGUACAUACACGGAGAGUCCCUAACACCUUUGAAAGGGCUUUUAGGAAAUUGUGAGGGGAGUAUAUGGGAGCUCGUGUAUAGUAUUUGUUCAGUGAAAACAAUGUGUAUGUGUUUCAGGUCUCUGGUGGGCCUAGAGUUUGGAAAGAGAGAACAGGGCAGUGAAGCUCCAGAACCAUGGAGACAGUAAGGCCAUGGUCACUGCCUCCACCUCUUCGCUUCAUAUCUGCGUUUUCUAUGUGCCUGGCUUCAAAUACUUUAGUUUUGACUUCUGGUUGACCUGAUGAGAGGAGGGAGUAGGAUAUGCAAAAGGACUGUGUAUAUGCCCUCAAGAUGGUGGGGCUCCUGUCUUGGAGAAGAGAAACAAACCUGUGCUGCAUGUAUUGGUGUACACACCAAGAAGUACUUAUUUGUGGCACUCCUGGAGAACGGCACUCCAUGCCCUGUGACAGUGUGCUUGUGAGAGCUACAUACUCUGCUUUCCAGUGACAUUCAUGGUCAGCCAUGCUAAAUAAACAUCCUAGAAGAUGGGAUUAUGAAAAAGUGAAUAAAAUCUACUUUUGGGGUCACAAGUAGGCAUUAUAACCAGUUUUUAUUCACUUAAGAUGUCAGAAUGAUGAAGCAGCCAGAAUAAUUAUGGUUGGUCAUGGAGGAUAAGCAGGAAGCUUGUCCCAAGGGGGACAGUGAUUUUGUUUCUGACAAAGUAAAUUUCAAAAUAGAAGAGGAAGAUGAUCAAAUUCCAUGUCACAGUUUGGAAAGAGUGGACUUUAAAAGUGAGCCAGAGGACAUGAGACAGACAGACAGUGGCGAUGAGCAGGCAGAGAUCAAAGCAGCAAGCUAUGCCUGUCAGCCUCCUGGGAAGUACUUCCCUGCUGAGAGUGAGGAUGACUAUGGCUCACUCUUCUCCCAGUAUAGUAGCACACUGUACAACGUAGCCAUGGAAGCCGUGACCCAGAGCCUUCUUUCUAGCCGACACAUAAGCUCCAGGAAGAAGUCUCCAGCCUGGAAGCAUUUCUUUAUCUCUCCUCGAGAUAGCACUAAAGCAAUAUGCACAUACUGUAUGAAAGAGUUCAGUAGGGGCAAAAAUGAAAAAGACUUGAGUACAAGUUGCCUCAUGAGGCAUGUGAGGCGGGCACAUCCCACCAAGCUCAUUCAAGAAAAUGGAAGUCUAUCAGCAGGGUCCUCCUUUUCCUCUCCCUCUCUUCUGCUUCCAUCACAGCAUACAGAUGUGGGAGAUCUCAGCACUGUGCUCUCACCUGUCAGGCUUGUCCAGAAAGUGGCUCCCAAGACCCUAUCCCCUGACCAAAUAAUGGAAGAGCCUGUGACUGUGGUCUCUUGCGAAGAGGUGUCCUCUGAUGUGUCUGUCACUGAAAAGUAUAGCAGAGAAGAGGCCUUAGCAGGCUCCUCCCCCAACCUCUCCAUGCUCCAUUAUGAUGACGCUUCAGAAAGCAUGGCAGAAAGAAACCUUCCCCUUCCCAAAAGCACAUCUGGGUCCAGGAGGAGGUCGGCCGUCUGGAAGCACUUCUACCUGUCGCCCCUUGAUAGCUCCAAGGCUGUCUGUGUCCACUGUAUGAAUGAAUUCAGCAGAGGGAAGAAUGGGAAGGACCUGGGCACAAGCUGCCUCAUCAGGCACAUGUGGAGAGCACAUCGAUCCAUUGUACUACAGGAGAAUGGGGGCAGCACAGGCAUCCCACCAUUGUACCCUAUGCCUCCAACCCUGUUGCCUGCCCUGAUGCCCCCAGAGGGGGAGCUAAACUCUGCAUCGUUGUCUCCAGGCAAACAAGUCAAAGAGUGCCCUUCUGCCUCCUCAUCCCCAGAGAGGCUGCCUGAGGACUUGUCAUCACACACAAAUCCUGGGGAUGUGUCCCGGGAAGACGUGUCCAUGUUGUCAUCCUCUGAUGACCUGGGGGAGUCCUCUGUAGUGUCCUCUCCAGAGAAGCAGCCAGCAGAUACAGGAAGUUCAAGGUUUGAAUCGGGCACUGUCUUCCAGCAAAAUAAGAAGGUCAUGAGAAGACUGAAGUCAGAAGUCUGGCAUCACUUCUCCCUGGCCCCCAUGGACAGUCUCAAAGCAGUGUGCCGGUACUGUAGCUGUGUGAUUAGUCGGGGUAAGAAGGGGGACGUAGGCACCAGUUGUUUGAUGCGACAUCUGUACAGACGCCACCCCGAGGUUGUCGGGAACCAGAAGAACUUUUUGGGUGCAAGUUUGGCAAACUCUCCGUAUGCCACUUUGGCUUCUGCAGAAAGCUCCUCCAAAUUAACUGACUUGCCAGCAGUGGUCAGAAAAAACCAUCAAGGUGUGUUUCCUGCUCAUAGCAAGAAGACCUCAAAGCUGUGGAACCACUUCUCUAUUUGCUCUGCAGACUCAACAAAGGUGGUAUGCCUGCACUGUGGCCGCACCAUCAGCAGGGGCAAGAAGCCCACCAACCUGGGCACCAGCUGUCUCUUGAGACACCUGCAGCGGUUCCAUGGCCAUGUCCUCAAGAACGAUGGCUCAGAGGCCACUCUGCCCCGUUCUUCAGGAGUCCGGAGACCUCUGGCCAUGGAGCUCUCAGGAGCUUCCUCUUUCCGUGACUCAACAGAGAAGUUCUAUGACUCUCAUCCAGUUGCCAAAAAAAUCACAAGUCUCAUAGCUGAAAUGAUUGCACUUGACCUUCAGCCAUACUCCCUUGUAGACAACAUUGGCUUUAACAGGCUGCUUGAAUACUUGAAACCUCAGUACUCUUUACCCUCCCCUUCUUACUUCUCUAGAACAGCGAUCCCAGGUAUGUAUGACAAUGUGAAGCAGAUAAUUAUGUCACAUCUGAAGGAAGCCGAGAGUGGUGUGGUCCACUUCACCUCCGGAAUAUGGAUGAGUAGCCAGACUCGUGAGUACCUGACCCUUACAGCUCACUGGGUCACCUUCGCAUCUGCUGUCCGGCCACAUUGUGAGGACCACCAUUGCUCAGCACUUUUAGAUGUGUCACAGAUUGACUGUGACUACAGUGGGAACAGCAUUCAGAAGCAGCUGGAGUGUUGGUGGGAAGCCUGGGUGACCUCCAUCGGCCUUCAGAUUGGCAUCACUGUCACCGACAAUCCAAGUAUAGGGAAGAUGCUGAGUGAGGGCGAACACUCGAGUGUGCAGUGCUUCAGCCACACGGUGAAUCUGAUUGUGAGUGAGGCUAUCAAGAGCCAGAGGAUGGUGCAGAACUUACUGAGCAUUGCCCGGAAGCUGUGCGAGCGGGUCCACAGGUCACCCAGGGCAAGAGAGAAGCUAGCAGAACUGCAGAGGGAGUACGAGCUGCCGCAGCACCAGCUGAUCCAGGAUGUGCCGUCCAAGUGGAGCACGUCAUUCCACAUGCUUGAACGGCUGAUUGAGCAGAAGAGGGCAGUUAACGAGGUGUCCAUUGAGUGUAACUUCAGAGAAUUGAUCAGCUGUGACCAGUGGGAGGUCAUGCAGUCUGUGUGCCAUGUGCUGAGACCGUUUGAUGCUGCAAGCCGAGAGAUGAGCGCCCACAUGUCUACUCUGAGCCAGGUCAUCCCCAUGAUCCACAUCCUCAGCAGGAAAGUCGAGAUGCUCUUUGGGGAGACAAUGGGCAUUGACACCAUGCUUAAGUCCCUGAAGGAAGCCAUGGCGAGCCGCCUAUCUGCCACUCUCCACGACCCCAGGUACAUCUUUGCCACACUGCUGGACCCUCGCUACAAAGCUUCCCUGUUCACAGAGGAAGAGGCGGAGCAGUACAGGCAAGACUUAAUCAGGGAGCUAGAAAUACUGAAUUCUACCUCAGAGGACACGGCCACCUCCAAUGGCUGUGACUCAGGGUCCCCACUUAAAGACACUGGCACAGGGGAGAGCCUGUGGUCACUUGUUGCACCAAUAAAGAGAGAGAAGAGAGAGAAGCUACCUGAAGACAUGGUGCUUGCAUAUUUGGAGGAAGAGGUGCUGGAACACAGCUGUGACCCACUUACCUACUGGAACCUGAAGCGGUCAUCCUGGCCUGGGCUGUCUACCUUAGCAGUCCGAUUUCUGGGCUGCCCCCCAAGUACAGUUCCCUCAGAAAAGCUCUUCAGCACACCCAUGGAGGCUGGCAGCUUUGGGCAGCCCAGGCUUGCGAUGGAGCAUUUUGAAAAGCUCAUCUUUUUAAAAGUGAAUCUCCCCUUGAUAUGCUUUCAGUAUUGAACUCAUGAUGGAGCCACCAGGCUGGAAAUGCACUUCAGAGUGCCAGCUAUGGUGCCAGGGCUGACUUGUCUGGCAGGGCCAUGUAGGACGCCAGACCAGGUAUCUAGGGCCACCUGCCAGCUUUCACCGUAAUAUCCACAUGUGCCUUAACUCCUCCUUCAGGCCAGGUGUCGAGGUGCGUUUUCAGAAGCCCACUAGAAACAGUCUUGGCAAUUAAGAAAUAGGAUGAUCAGGUUUAAUUCAUAACUAUAAAGUUUUUUUUGGCUCUUUGUUUUUUUAGGGGAUAGUAAUUUGGUUUACUAGAAUGGAGGGAAGAUGUAAACAAUUUUAUUGUGUAGGGUUUUUAUUCAGUUGUGUAAAAACCACAAAUCAGGUGCUGCAUUUUAAUUAAAUAUUAUUUUAAUUGCAACAAAACAGCUUUUGUGGCUGUCAGAUGAAACCUGUAAAUAGGAGGUGGAGGUUAAGCCAUCCUGACUGAAUAGUUCUUAACCACAGGCUCCAAAGUAUGUCGAGGAGAGAAUAUUCUGGAAGCUGUUUACUGUAACAGAAACCAGGCAUUUGAAAACAAAACUGAACUUAGGCAUAUCAUGGAGUAUCAGUUACAGUUAUGUGGCUGUUUGUUUGGUCACAAGAACUUUCCCAGGUCAGGUGUUUGCAUUCAGGUUUUACAUGGUCAGUUAACUCAGAGAUAUCCCACUUAUCAUGAACUCCUUGAAAUUGGAUCCAAGUUUUAAAGUCAUGCUUAGGAUUUCACCAGUGCAUGAUAGGACACGUUUACAGCAGAUGGCCUGUUGAUCAAAUCUCCAUGCCUCUGAUUUAUAUGCGUCUCUAUACUAUAAAGCUAUCUCCUAAGAAGUGUGCACUGACCCCCUCCUGUUCGAUCAGACUGUAGCUCAGAUUCUACUUUGAGGAGAUAGCUUGUUAACAGGGAAAGCGCUUGUCUAUUGCAGUCGUCAGAAAAGCCUUAGGCAUUUAGAUUUUUUUCCUAUGAUAGGGAAGAUUCAACUGUCAUUGGGGUAUUACAGAAUCCCAAGGAUAUCAAAAUGAAGUAUCAGCUGUCAGAUUCUUUUACCAGACCCAAAAGUUUUUGUUUUAAAAAAUGUCUAAAGAAAAAAAAAUUGAUUUUCUCAUUUCAAAUCAAUUAAAUAUUAUGGGUGAGACAAAUCACUCAUUUGCUUCUGACCUUCUAGAAAAAGCUGUUCUUUUGUUGAAAUACUGUAUGUAGGCUCAGUCUAAAUUUGCGUGGACUAUGCUUUAGUGUAUUUAUAAAUGAUGAACUUGGAUUCUGAAAUUAAACUUUUUAUUUGCGAUUUUCUA
Molecule: messenger RNA, 5629 nt
Organism: Peromyscus leucopus (white-footed mouse)
Lineage: Eukaryota; Metazoa; Chordata; Mammalia; Rodentia; Cricetidae
Gene: Zbed4
Product: zinc finger BED-type containing 4
Exons: 2
Coding region: 803-4312 (1169 amino acids)
Molecular function (GO): DNA binding; protein dimerization activity
Source: RefSeq, a predicted model, not a curated record